Messenger RNA from Nymphaea colorata (pocket water lily), 3469 nucleotides. Its product is annotated as GPI ethanolamine phosphate transferase 2. The transcript has 17 exons. NCBI's taxonomy places the organism in Eukaryota, Viridiplantae, Streptophyta, Magnoliopsida, Nymphaeales, Nymphaeaceae. Bases 152 to 3118 code for a protein of 988 amino acids. The record is from RefSeq and is a predicted model, not a curated record. Gene Ontology annotation, biological process: GPI anchor biosynthetic process. Gene Ontology annotation, cellular component: endoplasmic reticulum membrane.
UUCUCGUUAACUACAAGAUCGUCCUUCUCGCGUCCCCGGCGAUAGAAAAUUCCCGCUCAUUUCCUGCGAUCCAGAGAGACGUCUGUCUUCUGGUUUGUCUUUCUUGUUACGAAGUUUUUGGUUUCUUCGUCUUUUUUGGAAGAAUCUUCCUAUGACUUCUCUCAGUUGCGAGAAAUUGGCGGUAUGGACCAUUGUUGCGAUCCUUCUGCAGAUGGUUGGCCUCUUCUUGUUCGUCUCUGCGUUUUUUCCGAUGAAAUCUGCGAUUUCCGGUUCAAGUGGCCCAGAGAGUUAUCGGCUUCUAUGUGAUCGACCUGUCGGUCCGGAUGUGGGAAGAUUGCUUCCUCAUGAGCUAAGAUCUUUGUACAAGGAAAUUUCAGGUAUACAGCCAGUCUUUGAACGUGUAAUUUUGAUGGUUGUUGAUGGUUUACCGGCAGAGUUUGUACUAGGGAGAGAUGGUUCUCCUCCUGCGUAUUCUAUGAUAGAAGCAAUGCCUUACACUCAUUAUUUGCUCUCAAAUGGGAUUGCUACUGGAUUCCAUGCCAAAGCAGCACCUCCAACAGUCACUAUGCCUCGCUUGAAGGCUCUGGUUUCUGGGGCUAUCUCAGGAUUUCUGGAUGUGGCGUUUAAUUUUAAUACUCAAGCUUUUGAAGAUGAUAAUCUUCUUGAACAGCUUCACCGUAUUGGCUGGAAAAUUUUAAUGUUUGGUGACGAGACAUGGAUCAAGUUAUUUCCAGGCUUGUUCACAAGAUGUGAUGGUGUUAGCAGCUUCUAUGUUAAAGAUACAACUGAGGUGGAUUACAAUGUUUCUCGCCAUUUAGAAGUUGAGCUUGUUGCAGAUGACUGGGAUCUCAUGAUUCUACACUACCUGGGUCUGGACCAUGCUGGCCAUAUUGCUGGGCGCUAUAGUACAUUGAUGAACUUGAAACUCAAGGAGAUGGAUGGGAUUAUCAAGAUGCUUCACAUGUCAGCUAAUUUGCAAGAGAAUCCUGUUAAUAAGCAUACCCUUUUGGUUGUGCUUAGUGAUCAUGGAAUGACUAGCAGCGGAAAUCAUGGGGGUUCAUCAUUUGAAGAAACUGAUUCAUUGGCUAUGUUUAUUCAUUUGAAUGGCAAAAUGGCAGUUUCUGCCUCAGACAAAUAUAAAACAGUUAAUCAGGUAGACGUGGUGCCUACUUUGGCUCUGUUAUUAGGUGUACCUAUUCCACAAAAUAAUGUUGGAAUCUUGAUUGCCGAUAUGUUUAACUCUUUGACAGAUGAGCAGAAGUUACGAGCACUGGAGUUGAGCUCUUGGCAGUUACUGAGAUUAGUGCAAACACACUUUCCAAAAUUGCCAUGUGGUGGUCAUCUGUGCUCUGAAUCUAUACAAGAAGAUACUGGUGACUGUGAUGAUAGUUUUGAGGCAAAGAUAUGUUGCCUCUUCAGAAAAGCUGCUGUUCUACAUCGGUCCUGGAAAUCUCUAAAUGUAUCAGCUGCAGACAGUUCUAGAGUCCAACAUGCUUCUGCUGCAUAUUUUCAAUUUCUACGGGUUUCAUCUGAAUGGUUGUCAAGGAAAACAACAGAUAAACCACUCAAAACUCUUGGUUCCGGAAUUUUUGUAAUGGUUGUAUCGUCCUCAAUUCUGUUCAUUCUUUUAAUCAAAUUAUGCAAUGAAUCCACUCUGCAAACGCUGAACUGUUGCUCACAGGAAAGCGAUUAUUGCAAGGGGCGGUUGGUUGAGAGCUUCACUGCUAUUGGAAUCCUGAUACAUGUUUUCUCUCUAGGAGCUAGCUCCAUGGUUGAGGAGGAACAGUACAUUUGGCAUUUUCUUACUUCGACUUUGUAUAUUCUCUUUCUCCAUAGAGCAGUCCAAUUUCUCCCAGGCAGAACUGCCCCAUUUAUUGAGAAUCAACGCCAUACUUUUGACAGUAACAACUACUUUGCUUGGUUCUUUAAGAGCCACUUGCUGCCAUGGUUGUAUGCAAAUGAGGUUUUUCAGAUACUUCUUAUUAUAAUGGUACUAAUUUCUGGUAGGGUUUUGAGGGGUUGGCACCAAGGUGGUGUAAACUGGGCCAGUCUUCCAGAUAUUUCAAAGUGGCUUGAGCAAAGGAGCACAUUUGCUGUUCGACUCGUUGAGACUGUCUCUAUGGUUUUGCUGGUCAUUUUGGGCUCAUUUUGUUAUUCUAGAGUUAAACUAAGAACACCUUUUUUUGGUUUAGUUCGUCUACUAGUUUAUGUAUCUGGAUUAUUAGUUUUAUUAUGUAAAGCAUCUUAUGAGAAGCAAACAUCAAUAGGCUCCCAUCACUGGGGAACAUUUAUUGCACAGGUCAUUUAUGCAACUGUUAUUUCAGUUACGCUGGUCAUGGCAUUGGUUUCACCGUGGACCAUACCAAUUGCCAACCGAGGAACUUCCUUGGGUCCAUCGUCUACUACUUUGCCAGGUCUGCCUGCUUGGUUUCAUCAUGUUGCAGCCAAAGAUUGUCUUUACUCAAUUGGAUGCACAUUUGUUAUCUAUUGGUGCCUCCUGCAGCUGUUGCUUCAACAACCAGAAAAUUCAGGGCCAAUAUUGUUGUUGCUUUCACAAUUGUUGGCAAGCAUAAACUACUUCUCAACGGCUGGAACACAUAAUAAAAGAUGGAUUGAGGUUUCUGCCUUGUAUUUUCUGGGAAUGGCAGGUCAUUUUGGGUUGGGCAACACUAAUACACUUGCUACUGUUGAUGUUGCUGGAGCAUACAUGGGUCUUUCUUCUUAUUCAGCAGUGUUAACUGGCAUUUUGUCGUUUAUGAUCACCUAUGCCUCCAUGCUCCUCUUUCUUCUGGGCCUGCUGAUAUAUAUAUCUUUGAGAGACAUUGAUAUGCUGCCGUUGGAGAAUGUGGAUCUUGGUUCCUUUCUGAAGUCAAUGAUGGGUCUCCCCUGUCUUGUGCCACUAAGCUUGAACUCCAUUGUGUUGGUAGCAUUCACAGUUGUACUGCUGAUCAUGAGGAAUCAUCUCUUUGUUUGGAGUGUGUUCUCGCCAAAGUACCUGUAUGUAUGUGCUACAACUGUAUGUGUAUGGGUUGGGGUGUCAAUCAUUGCUGGCACUGGAGCUUAUUCUUGCUUAGUCAUCUUUGUUAGAUCAAAGCGGUUACAUUUGAACACAAGGUGAAUACAAGGUUCUCCAUGGAACAGUCAGUCUCAAAAGUAAAGAUAUUGAUCUUACUUCUGCCAGUCACUACUAAGAUGAACUGUUGAUCAUGAAACUUUGAAGCAAAUACGUGGUCAUCCUUUUGCUUUGGUGAACAGUUGAUGAAGGUUAUGGCAAUUCCUUACCAGAUUCUGCAAAUGUUAUUUGCUGAGGCACAGACAAUUCAUGUAGCUUUUGGCGAGCACGCUUAUGGUUUAUCAUCAAUUUUGCAUGAUUGGAGUGUUUGAGGCUCUAACAAUUGCAUUGAUGUAAGAAUUUUAAACAUUGCCAUUCUUCACUAAUGAACAUGUGUUCUUUUAUUUAAAAGAAAAA